Messenger RNA from Eurytemora carolleeae, 618 nucleotides. RefSeq lists its product as uncharacterized. The record is from RefSeq and is a predicted model, not a curated record. Lineage: Eukaryota; Metazoa; Arthropoda; Copepoda; Calanoida; Temoridae. Bases 40 to 603 code for a protein of 187 amino acids. The transcript is spliced from 6 exons.
AGCUUAUUGUGUUGAUUUGAUAUUUGCAGUACUCUACGCAUGAAACUCCGUCCAUUCUUCAUUGAGCAGCUGCCGUCUAGUUUACGAAGUACACUACUGGAAGAAACAGCUGGAUUCCUUGUACAGAAAUCCCUGGUGGCAGGGGUAGAUUGUGAUUAUGGUAAAUCUAUCCUCCAUCUUCUUUCCCUUCUCCUGUCCCCUGACGUUAAGAAACUAAAGGUAACACUUUGUUGCUACUAUGGGUGUCGGGAUCUUGAAAGUGUGCUCUGCUGCAUAAAGAAGAACGGGGUAUCCCUGGAACACCUGGAACUGGCCAGAUCGUCUUUGCUACGAAUGGAUCCCCUACAGUUCAAGAAUGUUCUGACGUCUGCGACAAGACUCCAUAGUCUGGUUGUCCGAAACAUCUGCAGUGAUGCAAUGCUGAAGCUUAUUGGAGCACACUCACCCACUCUGCAGAUUCUUAUCAUUGCAAAUAGUAAACAGGUGACUGAUCUGGGUGUUGAAUCCCUGUGCUGCAGAAUAACAGUUUGUGACAGAGGAGACGAGGAUGCAAAUCAGGUAACAUACUAUAUAGUACAGGGUGUCCCGAAAGAAGACGAUUAGUGAUUUUUGGAACCC